This is a messenger RNA of Girardinichthys multiradiatus, 720 nucleotides long. RefSeq names its product protein NATD1-like. The coding region runs from base 53 to 442 and encodes 129 amino acids. The record is from RefSeq and is a predicted model, not a curated record. The transcript is spliced from 3 exons. NCBI's taxonomy places the organism in Eukaryota, Metazoa, Chordata, Actinopteri, Cyprinodontiformes, Goodeidae.
GUUGCAGACGACUGCUCACCUCGACCACAUUGCGCAUGUGUGGUAUUUGUAAAUGGCCUUAAAAAUAGCUUAUAGACUGUUUACCUUUAGCCACCGGGUCAUUUCAUGCAAUGUCUUCUCCAGCGAAUCAGGCUACAGCGAACGGUUUACGGUUAAACAUGACCGACAGAACCGACGCUUCACCGUCUCUCCAGGCAGCGGCGCAGGGCCCAAUGAAUGUGCCGUGCUGUACUACAGGUUCACUGGGCAGAAGGAGGUGGACCUGAUGUCCACCUUCGUUCCUGAGACCAUUCGAGGCCAAGGUAUUGCUGCAGUGCUGUCACAGGCAGCCAUGGAUUUCCUGGUUGAGGAGAACCUAAAGGCACACAUCUCCUGCUGGUAUAUAAAGAAAUACAUUGAUGAGCUGCCUCAGCAGCAGUAUAAACACCUGAUUAUCUCCUGACUGCUGCUUGGUAUUCCACUGCAGGCCAGACUGGUAUCUUCAGUCACUUCAUAAUCUGCACAACUUAAAGUGAGAUUUGAAUCAAAUCAGUGGUUUUGUUUGUAUAUCAUGAAUGAAAUUUUGAAGCAUAUUUAGAAAAUCUAAACUAUUUGAAAUAAGAUUUAGAGUCGGCAUUAAUAUGUUUGAAUUUUUUCCUAAUUUAUUCACGUCUGUACAAUUUAUUCUUGUUCGGAGAUUUUUUUCUCAUUCUGUUUAUUAAAGCAUAAAUUAAAAGCCUA